Messenger RNA from Dreissena polymorpha, 1445 nucleotides. Its product is annotated as beta-1,4-N-acetylgalactosaminyltransferase bre-4-like. The record is from RefSeq and is a predicted model, not a curated record. Bases 216 to 1259 code for a protein of 347 amino acids. Gene Ontology annotation, biological process: carbohydrate metabolic process. Gene Ontology annotation, molecular function: glycosyltransferase activity. Lineage: Eukaryota; Metazoa; Mollusca; Bivalvia; Myida; Dreissenidae. The transcript has a single exon.
GACAAACCACCGAAUAGUUACUAAAGCGUAACGGAAAGAACAGUACGAGCCUCACAAACGGUAUACACAUUGAAAUCUGAAACUUGUAAUCGUCGCUACUGAAAUUCGGUCGAGUUAUUAUUUCAAAUACAAAAUACAACUAUUUUAAAACAUUGCGUGAACAUACUUGAACACAUGUGUUGUAAACGGUAUUGCAGUGGAUUCUUUUGACAAACAUGUUGAAUAUUUCGCUACGUGUGACUCCUACUUUUAAAAAAUGCGGACUUGUUUUAAUAUUAAUCAUAUCAGGCCUAUGGUGGUUCUCGCUUCUGAGACGACGAAGUAGCGAGGCACGAGGAAUCUUCCUUAUUCGACCCAAUAUAACAGGCACUGUGAACCGGAAGUCGAAUGUCACCUCGUGCGAUUAUUCUGACAUUUCUACCGGCGCGCUAUUUGACGUAUCGAAAAGAUUCCCAAAGGAUUUUAUUCUCAGACACCGUCCUCGUGACGUGUUGCCGGGCGGAAUGUACGCCCCGAGUGACUGUGAUCCUGGGGAACGAAUUGCCAUCAUCAUACCAUACAGGGAUCGGGAACUUCACCUGAAAGUGAUACUUAACUACUUACACAUGUUUUUGCAAAUACAGAAACGAAACUAUCGGAUCUUUGUAUCAGAAAUGGUACCAGGAACGAAAUUCAACAAAGCGCUCCUAAUGAACGUCGGAUUCUUAACAGCGGAAGCCGCCGGAAAUUAUGACUGUUAUAUUUUUCACGACGUGGACCUACUUCCGGUUGACGUACGGAACAUCUACACAUGCGGCGACCACCCACGUCACCUGAUCUCGUUCAGCACGAAGUACGUGGAGGAGGGGCACCCGACCGGAUGGCCGUACGCCUGGCUCAUAGGAGGCGCCCUGGCGUUCCGGGCUGAGCACUUCCGGUCGGUGAAUGGCUACUCGAACGGCAUCUUCGGCUGGGGAGGAGAGGAUGACGACAUGUACUACAGGCUUACGUCGAGGGGUAUGCUGAUUGAAAGAGUGCAUCCGACCAUCGGUCAGUAUUACGUGUUUGUGCAUAAACACGACAGAGGUAACCCCAAAAAUAAGUUUAAAAAGCGAAUCUUGGCGACGUCGGCAGAGCGUAGCAAGGUGGACGGUUUAAGUUCAAUUGCGGAUAAAUACUCAAUCGUUGCCAUAGAAACACUAACGCUGUAUACUCGAAUAUUAGUGAAUUGCAGUGAAGAACGGAUACUGGAGCAGAUGAGACCGUACUUGUAUGGAUAAUGUGCUCUGCUUUUCCUCAAAAUGUGUUUUUAUGCGUUAACAAACUUUACUGUUUACUCAUAUAUGUUUGCCAAAAAAUAUAUGUGUCGAUGCUCCCGUGGCGCUUGUCCAUAACACAUGUUUUCUUGCUAAACUGAUACUAUUAUCGGCAUGGAAAUAGAAGAUUAUUAAAGUCAAACAACUUAA